Messenger RNA from Aureobasidium vineae, 1908 nucleotides. The record is from the annotation of a GenBank genome assembly. NCBI's taxonomy places the organism in Eukaryota, Fungi, Ascomycota, Dothideomycetes, Dothideales, Saccotheciaceae.
AAGCCUGCGCGCAANCCCCGCGGCGGUGGCAUCGCAAAGAGAAAGGGCAGAACCGAUCGCGAUGGUGACCUUGUCAUGGAUCCCACUGCACGCGCUCGUCCAGGUGGUGGUAUCAACAAGGGCGGCAAGACAAGCGCACCCAAGACGCGCGGCGCAAAGCCUGGUGCUCGUGGUCCCGGAUUCGAAAAGAAGCUCGCCAGCCAUGUCGGAGGUGAUUCAGCUGCAGUCCGCACACGACCGAGCAGAGGACUAGAAGAACUCCGAGUCACGGGCCAGAAGAACAGCAAGGCAGCCUCCAACACAGACGGCGGCCUGAGUUCGCUCAUCGCCUGGAUCGAGAAGAGGGCCUCGUUGAAAGCCAAGAGAGCAGUCAAAGUCAAGAAGGUACACUCAUCGACAUUCGCNUCCCGAACUGAAGGAGAUGACUUGCUGAUAUCUGUUCCUGGCGAAGACGCUGCCCAUGUCCUGCGGGUCGACGGCUACGUCUUUGCUGGAGCAAACAUGAAGAUCGAACGAGCCUCUGCCCAGGACCUCGACACUGGUGUCUCUAAGGAGACCACCAUCGCUAUGCUCAAGGGCGUCCUCGUCAGAAGAUACAAUGUCGAUGCAAAACUGCUCGAUCUUAGCGCCCUCGGCGCAGAUCCCGAUCUCAAAGCCGCUCAAAUUUUUGACAGCAGCUCAACCACAGGCAAAUUCUUCCCUGCCCUGAUGAAGGUCCUAGACCAACAGUUCAAAUCAGCUGCCGAGAAGAAUGACGCUAUCAUCAGCGUCACUCUCGCCAACAACGAACUCUCAAGCGUCAGCCCCGUCACAACACUCGCUCAAACCCUACCACAGCUCAAGAACCUGGAUCUGUCAAACAACGCCUUCAAGGAUCUGACUGGUCUCGAAGCAUGGAGACGCAAGUUCCCCAAGCUUGACCACCUCAUCGUGUCUGGCAACCCUCUGGAACAGGCCGAGCCCGACUAUGCCGCAAAGCUCAUGGCCUGGUAUCCUAAACUCCGUCUCCUCAACACUGUUCAAGUCCGCUCCGAUCAGGAUGCCGAGAGUGGUCGUCAAGUCGCCGACAUCCCCUAUCCCAUCAAGGGUCCCAACUUCCAGGACGAAGGCCAGAUUGCCGAAAAUUUCUUGCGUACCUUCUUCGCAGGCUACGACACAGAUCGCGCAACCCUGGCACAGCAGUACUACGACGAGCAGUCCGACUUUUCGUUCGCCGUCAACACUGCCGCUCCUCGAGACCCCACAAAAUCCCACGACACCGCCCCUCAGGAAUGGGACGCCUACAUCAAGGGCAGUCGCAACCUUAAGAAGAUCACCCACCUUCCCGCCAGACAGAGCCGCCUCUGCCGUGGCGCUCAAGCCAUCCACCAGAGCUGGUCUACCCUUCCUGUCACCCGCCACCCCGAUCUUGCUACCCAACCUCAGAAGUGGCUCAUCGAAUGUCAAUCACAACCCGGCGUCCCUGAUCCUACUGGCGCAUCACCUGUUGGUGUCGACGGCUUCCUCAUCACCGUCCACGGCGAGUUUGACGAGAUCGAUGCUAGCGGUCAAGUCAAGAAAGCCCGCUCCUUCGACCGCACCUUUAUCCUUGGUCCCGGCGGUCCUACCGGUGUCCGCGUUGUUAACGACAUGCUGACUAUUCGCGCUUAUGGAGGUUUCGCCGCCUUCGAGCCCGACCACAACGAACCACAAGUCCCAGCCGAGGCCGGCGUGCCCGUGCUCCCACCAGGACUCACACCCGAAAUCGCCGAACAAAUGGUCCUCGAGCUCCAGAAGCAGACCUCCAUGACUGUUCAAUAUGCCAAGGACUGCCUCGAGCAGGUGCAGUGGGACUUUGACCGCGCCUUGCAGGCCUUUACUGCCGUCAGAGCCAAUCUGCCUGCCGAUGCAUUUGUUCAGGCUGCUUAG